AUGUCAUUAAUCAAUGAUUUUUUUUCAGGGACUUAUUUCUCUAUCUUUGUCUCCUUCAAUUUCCUUCCUGGGCAACAAAGAUUUUCCUACUAUAUUUCUCUGCCUCUCUUUCUACCUGUCUGUUCAUCCUCUUUUACCCUUUUUAGUGUCUUUGCUCCCCUUCUUUUAGUUUCUCUGCCUCUUGUUCUACCUGUCUGUUCAUCCUCUUUUACCCUUUUUAGUGUCUUUGCUCCCCUUCUUUUAGUUUCUCUGCCUCUCUUUCUACCUUUUCUCUGCCUCUCUUUCUACCUGUCUGUUCAUUCCCUUUUACCCUUUUUAGUGUAUCUGCCACCAUUAUUUUUUAGUUUCUCUGCCUCCCCUUCUAUGUCUUUUCAUCUAUUCUUACACUUUUUAAUUCUGCCUUUCCUUCUCUUUGUGUCUCUGCCACCCCCUCUUUACUCCUGUUGUGUCUCUUCACCCGUUUUACGCAUUUUCAUGACUCUACACCAUUUUUUCUUUUCUCUUUUUUUAUUUCUCAUUUUUGUAUUUUUCGUCCUCUCUCCUUUUUAUUCAUCUUCCUAUCUCUUUGCUAUAUCCCCUCAGGACUCCGUAUUCAAAACACGACUUGCCUUUCUUCAUUGCAACGUUUAUUUCUCUGUCACUGUCUUUGAUGAUCAUACCUCGUCACUUGGCGCAGACAAGAGCUGA
Messenger RNA from Acanthosepion pharaonis, 687 nucleotides. NCBI's taxonomy places the organism in Eukaryota, Metazoa, Mollusca, Cephalopoda, Sepiida, Sepiidae. The record is from the annotation of a GenBank genome assembly.